Molecule: messenger RNA, 1830 nt
Organism: Ficedula albicollis (Collared flycatcher)
Lineage: Eukaryota; Metazoa; Chordata; Aves; Passeriformes; Muscicapidae
Product: oxidative stress-responsive serine-rich protein 1-like
Exons: 3
Coding region: 45-917 (290 amino acids)
Biological process (GO): cellular response to hydrogen peroxide
Source: RefSeq, a predicted model, not a curated record
UGUAUUCUAUAUGGCACGGUUGGUUACCCACUGAGGGCACAUCAAUGGACUUGGAAGCUAAAGAUGAAGAGGAGGAGAGUCUACAAACAGCAUUCAAGAAGCUGAGAGUGGAUGCAGCAGGAUGUAUUGCAGCUCUGUCCGUGGGCGACGGGAUGAUUCUUAGAACAACGACAAGAGCAGCCAUGGAUGGAGCCAAGCAUCAGACUGUCAGCUCCAAGGAAGCCUGGCAUGGGUGUGUGAGAAAGCCUUCCCGAGGAUCGGCGAGGGUCCCGCGGCGCCGGCGCUCCAAGUCUCCGGUCCUGCACCCUCCCAAGUUCACCUAUUGCAAUAUGAAAACCAACAACCAGCUGAAACACAAACCCCAGGCAGACUCCUCGAAGGGUGUCAUCAGCUCAGAUGUUUUUGUCCCAGCAGAACAUGGUAUGAAGGACGGGCAGGAUUCUCACCUUGAGGCCAGUAACGACAGAACUGAACCGUUGGAAGCUCUCACCGCUGAAGAGCCUUUGCAGAAGCGAGGGGAGAACUGCCCUGCUCUCUCCUCAUCCUUUGAGAGCAGCCUGUGCUCUAAGCAAACCUCAGAUUUCCAGUCCUUAUCCGUGCUUAGCAGCGGCAGGCAGUGCCCUUGUACGGACAAGAAGUGCCAGUGCAAGCAGUGGUGCAGCAUGGAGGUGUACUCCUUCUCCGGCCUGCGGAGCGUCCUGUCUGAGUGCGAGAAGGCAGUGCUGGGGGUCCGUGCCCACUCCCUGCAGAGCAGAUCCCCCUCUGGGACAGCCUCAGCCAGCUCUCCCAGGUCUUGUUCUGAGCAAGCUCGAGCCUUUGUGGAUGACGUGACUAUUGAAGAUCUUUCGGGAUACAUGGAGUACUACUUGUAUAUUCCCAAGAAAAUGUCUCACAUGGCGGAGAUGAUGUAUACUUGACUGUAAGCAAUAGAGAAUCCUGAAGCAGAGUUUGUUACAAUGGUUGGGCUAAUUGCCUUGUCAGUGCCAUGUUUUCACUGUUGUGUGUUUGAUUAAAUGUUUCUUUGCCUCAUACAGUUUAGUUUUCUAAUAAAAUGAAAAAUUAAAUAUAGUUUCUGAGCUUAGUUCUAAAAAGAAUGCACUAAAGUCUCUGAACACCUUAACAAAAGCACUCUAGAUCAAAUGAGCUCUGGUUUUUGGUUUGUGCUGUGGAUAUUGAAGCUCUGUAUGCUGUUUUCACUAUGUUUUGGAAAAAACCAAACAAAACCAAAAAACAUAGUUUUUUUUUCUGAUACUUUGAAGUGUUUGGAAUGUUCAUUCUUAAUGUAUCUCAGUACUUAGAGAAAAGUUUCACAGCUACAGGUCCAUCCUUAUUGUCCUGCUCUAGAGAGAAGGAUCAGAAGGCAUUCAGCAUUUUGGAUGGGAUGAAUCUCCUUUCCUUGAACACUAGCUGGCUCCUUUUUUAGUUGGAUCAAGUUGUGAAUGCUUAUUCCUUACAAAUUUUUUGGGAAGUCCAGAACAUGCGGGUGUGUACUUGGACCCUUCCUUAAUCUAACUCUCUCACUUUUAAGCAGUUCUAUUUUUCUGCAGAUAAGUGAAGCUCUUAGAAGUAAAAAUAUAUUUUGUUAUUUGUGCUUUACAGAUGGAAUAAUUUAGGGGGGAGUGAAGCAGGCUACCAGAUUUUUUGGGUGGUGCAGUCUCAGAAGUGGAGAAGGUGGAAACAUUUAUACAGGAUGUUUCUGAGCACAUCUGAUACACAGAGUGAUGUGGAAAGGGGGUGAACAAGAUGUGUGUAUCAUCAUGGCUUUGUUCUGUAGAGCUAUGACAUUCCUGCUGGUUGAAAAUACUGCAAUAAAAAAUUCUGUUGCCGAGA